Molecule: messenger RNA, 894 nt
Organism: Penicillium malachiteum
Lineage: Eukaryota; Fungi; Ascomycota; Eurotiomycetes; Eurotiales; Aspergillaceae
Exons: 3
Coding region: 1-894 (297 amino acids)
Biological process (GO): carbohydrate transport; transmembrane transport
Cellular component (GO): membrane
Molecular function (GO): carbohydrate:proton symporter activity
Source: RefSeq, a predicted model, not a curated record
AUGGCUGCCGUGCUACUGAUAUUCUCGCUCGGAUGCGUCGAGAGUCCUAGGUACUCAGUCUACUAUGGUCGUGUGGAGCUGGCUAGACAAAGCUUAGCCAGACUGUGGGGACUAUCCAACGAUGAUUGCAGAGUUAUUAAAGAGGUUGAGUUUCUUCAACAUGACACAACUUCUAGGCUGGCCGCAAACAAAUCAUCAUCGUCCAUUGUGGAGCCAUGGAAGAUGCUCUUUGGGCGGAAGUCAAAUAUUAAUCGACUUCUUUUUUUGAUUUCCGCACAACUUCUCAGCCAAUGGUCAGGAACCAAUGCGAUAACAACCUACGCGCCCAAGUUCUUCGCCUUGCUUAACAUAGCUGGUCACUCUGAAAAGCUGUUGAAAACGGCCAUAUUUGGAGUCGUCAAAUUAGUUGCUGCAACAAUCAGUGCAUUGUUUUUCAUCGACCGCAUUGGAAGAAAGCGAACCCUUUUAUCAGGCAUCACGCUGCAAUUUCUGGCUUUGCUGUAUGUUGCUAUUUUCAUCACUGCUUGGGAUGCGCAAGGUGAGCCCCAGUCGGGGAAUGCAGACAGAGCAGCUAUUGCGGCCGUUGUUGCGGUUUAUAUGACAGGUAUUGGCUAUGCCUUCGGUUGGAACUCCAUUCAGUAUCUGAUAAAUGCCGAAAUGCUUCCCUCGUCUGUUCGGACUUUGGGUACAAGCUUUUUAAUGUGCAUUCAUUAUGCUAAUCGAUUUGCGCUAGUGAAGACUCUCCCAAGUAUGAUGCUAGAUGACGCUUUGCAGCCCAAGGGGACAUUUUGGUUUUUCUUCGCCGUUGCCUUGAUAGGUCUGGUUUGGGGUCUUCUCUGGCUGCCGGAGACUUCAAAAAGGAGUUUAGAAGAAACAAACAAGCUGAUUUCUUGA